This is a messenger RNA of Candidula unifasciata, 1587 nucleotides long. Lineage: Eukaryota; Metazoa; Mollusca; Gastropoda; Stylommatophora; Geomitridae. The record is from the annotation of a GenBank genome assembly.
AUGCCAGCCUUGUCGACUAAACAGCAGAUGACGAUUCAUGUACUCAGUUUAGCAGUGGUGUCCCUUGCUGUCCUACUGACCACUGCUCUUCAAGCAGACAUUGACCUCUCCAGAUACAAUGAGGGCAAAAAGCAGUAUGAACUUGUUGAGCAGAAGUCACAGAUGCCCAAAUAUGGACAGUGUUGGCGGGAUGCCAUGUCAGUUAUGCAGACAGGAUGCCGCCGGUUGGAUGAUGUGGUUCAAAGCCGGCUGGCUCUGUCAUAUCUCAACUGUUUCCUACAGAUUCAGGGAAAAGUCACUUACCCAUGCUCAGGAGAUUCCAGACUAGAGGUGUGUGUCCGUGACAUGAGUGAUCCAGAUCGCAGCUCCUUUGCCACAUUCUUUGCUCACACCCAGGACAUCUGUUACUUCUUGCAGGCACAGGUUUGGCAAGAGCUGACGGAGGGCACCAUCGGACGGCUUGAAGCCAGCAGCUCACAGGUGGCUGAACAGUUAGAGACAUCCCACAGACUGCAGCAAGAUUUGGCUAGCAGCCAGAACCUGAGCCUCCACAACCAGGAGAGAUUGAUGAGCCAGGCACAGAACCUAAGUGACAUCAUCAAUGCAUCUUCUAAAAAUGUUCACUUUUUGUUUGAGGACCUUAAGAAAUCUACUCUAGAACAGCGCCAGAUAAUUGGAGACCUGUUUGACCAACUGGCAAAACUUCAGUCGACCAUCUUGGGAGAAAUUUCUGGCUUCUACUCGCUGUUCUACUAUGUCCUGUCGGUGUUCGUCUGCUACCUGCUCACGUCUGCAUCCCGCACAUCAGGUGCAAGAUUCUGGCUGUUUCUUAUCAUGACAAUAAAUGUAAUCAUUGAACAAUCUGUGAUGAGAUGGAUCUCUUCGUCGACUUCCCUGUUUGGCACAGAUGAUGCUGGCAAUGAGCGACUCUACUGGCUGCAGAGACAGUGUCGGAGGGUCGCCCUGGUGCUGUCGCUGCUAGUGCUGGGCUUGUGCGUCUACUUGUACAAGGACAUCAAUGCUAUCAAUAACCGGCUGCUGGUGGAGAUCAGGAGACAGAACUCUGACCUGUGGAGAUUUGAUGAUGUCAGUGACGUUGACCGCUUGUCCUUGCUUGAUGAACUCAGUGACCUCCAGAAGGUCACAGAAAGCAGUAGCCUCCAUAUUGAGUCCUGGCUAGAAACUUCCUAUGGUCAGUUUCAUCCCAAGGAUAUUUGUACAGCAGUUGUUACUUUGAUUAUGGCACUGUCACAUGUGUAUUAUUUGUAUUAUACCCAGGGGUCGCCGUACAACCUGCGCCCGCGGAGGUCGGGUCGCGGUGGUAACAUCAGCCCAGCUGCACAGGUGGAGACUGCCAGAAGCUUCAGCAGAACCGUCCACCAGAUGCAGCAGAUUGCAGAGAAGAACAGUCGUCUGAUCAGGGCCAUGCAGCAACAUGGUCACCGGCCUGGCACCGCGGCGGCUGGCAGUCAUUUAACACCAAAACUUGAGAAUGGUGCGGCCAGGAUUCAACCCUACCAUGUGGAUGAUGCUGAUAAGAGUAGUAUGCUUACUAGAAGUAGUCUAGCAAGUUCUAGAAAACACUAG